This is a messenger RNA of Epinephelus moara (kelp grouper), 4911 nucleotides long. RefSeq names its product amphoterin-induced protein 2-like. The record is from RefSeq and is a predicted model, not a curated record. The transcript has 2 exons. Bases 283 to 1788 code for a protein of 501 amino acids. Lineage: Eukaryota; Metazoa; Chordata; Actinopteri; Perciformes; Serranidae. Gene Ontology annotation, molecular function: protein binding.
UUCCUCCUCGCACUCCGGGAGGAUCAUUUGCGGAGCGGCGAAGUUGCCUGUAGGUUUUUGUUUUGUUUUGUUGUUUUUUUAAAUUUAUUUAUUUAUUUUUUUAGGAUUCAUAUACGGUCCUGCAUCGCGUCCGGAUGUUCGUGUGGAUGUGGAGGCAGACGAGAUGAUGCCAUGAAUGAGCAGCAGUGAGGGCGCAAAGUUAACUAUCAGAAGCUUGUAAACCUGACAUGUGUAUACCCAGUGAGACAGUAACCUGAGACCCCAUCCCGAGGGAACAGCAGGAUGCGUCCCAUUGCCUCGAAGCUUUUAGCCAAGACCUGUGUUGGAGGCAGCCAUUUGAACCCUGCAACUGCCGCCUUGCUGCUCUCCCUGUGUCUUGGCUUCCCUCCCUCUAUGGCCACUUGCCCACCCUACUGCCUUUGUGCCAGUGAUAUAAUUUCCUGCAGCGGGUGCAAUCUGUCUGCUCUGCCCUCUGAUCUCCCAGGCUAUGCCACACGGUUGGACCUGAGCCACAAUGCCCUCACUGUCCUGCCUGUGGACUGGAUUUCCCGGCCGUUUGAACGCCUUGCUACUCUGAUUCUCAGCCGAAACUCUGUUAGCCAAAUUGAAGUGAACACCUUUACUGUGACACCACAUCUCCUCCACCUGGACCUUUCUUCUAACCAACUAACAGUGCUGAACUCGUCCAUCUUCACUGGCUUGAAGGAACUGAAAGAGCUGCUGCUGUUUGGCAACCAGAUCAUCCAGAUUAACCCAGGGGCCUUCAGCGAUCUUCUCAGCCUGCAGAGGCUCUACCUUUCUGGGAAUAGACUGACGGCUUUCCCCCUGGGGCUUUAUUGGGAACCUGGAGGGCCUCGUAAUCUGACCUUUCUCGAUCUGUCAUACAACAAGCUCUCCAAAGUGCCCGUCCAGAGCCUGCUGUCUCUCACCCGGCAAGGUGGAAUUUAUUUGCAGGAAAACCCUUUGGCCUGUGACUGCGCUUUAAUCGCCUUGCUGGAGUACUGGAUGUGGAAACAGUAUCGCCCCCUGGUGGACUUCCGUAGUGAAUACCCAUGUAGAGACAAUUUGGAACCAGAAUGUAGCCAGCCAGUAGUGUCAAAUAUGCCGCUUGAGGCACAGACAUACCAAGUAGAGCCUGGUAAAUGGCUAAGAGUGCCAUGUCCAGGGUUGGCAUCCCAAGCCCAGGAGGAGCAGUGGGUGUUCUGGGUUACCCCAAAGACUGUGGUGAAUUCAUCAACCAAUGAUUCGAGUGCCCACCUAACAGUUUCCCCCAAUGGCACUCUUGAAAUCAGAGGAGCCCUGAUAGAGGAUUCUGGUGUGUAUGGGUGCGUGGCAGCCCGCGGGCGCCAAUAUGACCCCAAAGAGUCUGUGGAGGUCAAUGUGGUUGUUGGAAACUUAAGCACUGCCUCCGCCAGUGGCUUGCCACACAGCAGUGGUGCCGAGCAUUUUAACACAGCGUUCACCACCCUGGCUUCCUGUGUGGUCAGCAUCAUACUGGUGCUGCUCUACCUCUACCUCACUCCCUGCAGAUGCCGUGAAAACCGAGGAUCGAGAGGGUGCGGCGGACGAGCCAUUACCCUCUGUUCAGACCCCAGAGAGGUAGAGUCGGGUCAGCGGCGGUCAAACGGAAAGAGGGUGGCUUUCUUAGAGCCUCAGGCAGAGCACUCUGAUAUUGGCGGUCCAAAAACACCAGCAAUGAAUUUAGGUCAUGUUACCACUGAGGGAAUUCUCAAGAAUGGAAGUAGGACAGUAGGACAGACCUUCACAGACCCUGCUCACAUGGCAUAGCAAGGAAAUGACCUUUUACAAAUUCCUGUAUUCUAACAGCCUAAACCCAAGUGUUUUGUUUUCACUGUCUUGUUUCAGUACACAAUGAGAAAAUCCAUUUGAUGUGAACUAGUGUGCUAUGAUUCUGUUAAGUAGUUAUGCACUGUAGGUUUUGGGUGUUUGGUCUGAUGCAGAAAAUGCAGUCCUUUUGUAGGCAGCAUUUCAAUUAUGUCUCGACUGUAAGUGGUGUCUGUUUUUUACAUUAAGAGUUCAUAUUUCACUGUUACCACGAGAAAUUGUUAUUGCAGAGAUCACAAAGAUCAUAUAAACGUGGGUGGUGUUUUAAAUUGGACUGAGAGGAAUAUUCACACUGGAUUUGAUAGGACGCUAGAUGCAUUCAUGGUCAUUAUACAGUAUGUGCAUUGUGAAUACUGGCAUCACAGUGACCCCUGUUAUUUUUAACCACCUGUCUUGUACUGUGCAGCGUUAUCAUUUUCAAAACAUGUCGGUACUAUGUGUGAAAUUAUCUGUACACGCCCUCUUCGAAUUGUGUAAAUCAAACAUAACCCUGUGAAUGUUCUUUUCUCAAAAGCAGAGCAAUACUACAACGUGUGACAUAGAGUAGCCUGUUGUGUUGCUUUUAGGUGGAAACCUACAAAAUGUUUACUUUGCCCUUAGAAAUGCAGAUUUGUGUUUACUCUGACAAAAAUGCAUUCAGAGAACUUAAAUGUAAUUCUCUUUAAAAAAAAAAGGGUCAUUUAUUAAAAUUGCAAAUGCACUUUUUUCUUUCUUUUACCCACACUUUUUAUAAAUUGAAAUUUAAGGUUUUUUCCAAAGACUUUCCAGGGCCAAUUCCCUCAAAUUCAAGGACCCAGCAUGGCUUCAUUUGAGAAACAGAUCAGAGGUAAUUCCUGUUAUAACAGUGAGAAUUUUUAUAUUAAGACCUAUAACCGAUUUCACAGAGGCUCACAGACAUCAAUUAAAAAUAGCCCAUUUACUAAUGUAACUUAAAACAAGUAUUAGUUGCUUAGAUUUUAAGAUUUCAGUCUGUCUCCACUUCAAUACAAUGGAGGUGAAUGGAAUUUUGUUUGAGUUGUCCAAAGCACUGAAAAUUCUAAUUAAAGCUGCAUUAACCAACACUUUUUUUAACCAACUAACAAUGAGUCAAAUGACUUUUUGUAAUCUGAAAAGGGUUACUUGAAGUGAGGGACAAACUAAUAACUAUAACCCACUUUGUGCUAUUCGUCUCCAGGAUGUGGUGUAGGCAGUUGAGCACUAAUAAAACUAUUGUACACUAGCUGCUCAACACCAUAUGGCAAAGCAUUCGGCAGUUAAAACCCAGAUAUUUCUCGGAGGAAAAAUUAAGCUAAAAGGAGAGUGAACAUUUUAGUUUAGUAUAUUCACUAGUAGAAACCUGACCUAAAUGAAUGCUAGCGGUGCUUUGUGUCUGCUGGAUGUACGUAGGCAACAGUUUGCUAUCACAUUUGGCAUGUUAACUUUAUCAGAUGAUAUCACUAUUGUUGUUUACAGCUUGUUUCACUGCCCUCAGCUGGCUAAACAAAUCUAGUAAUAAUGCUUUAAAACAUAGAAUUCAGAUCAUGAUACACUGUCUGGCAAAAGCCAUAGACUGUAUAAAGUAAUGGUCGAAGCCACCAUGACAUCACCCAUUAGUUUGUGGACUCUGUGCUAGUUGCUAGCUUGGUUAGCAUGGUGCAUUUACAGCUAUGGUGUAUUGUGAUAAUACUAAUCUUAUUGCUAAUUUUUACUAGCAGAAGACAUGCUUGAAACAAUUAAAACAAAAUGGAAGGUACUUAUUGGAAAAACUGAACAUCUGACUGCUUAUAGGUUCUUUUCGUACAAUCAGAUACUGUACAAGACUUUUUAAAACAACCAAAAUGUUACUGUUAAUUUUCAUUAACUAAAAAACACUGAAAUAGCAACAGCUAUCACUACCUGUCCUCUGUGAAUCAAGGAUUACGCCAUUGUAGCAACAUGUCAAAGGAUGGCACUCACCUGCCACUCACAGCGGCCACGCCCUAAUAACAUUUAAACAGGUGAGUUAUACAAAAAUUCAGCCCCGUACACUUGUCAUGACUGGGGAAAUUAGCUACAGAGACCAAACUUGAUUUUUGGUGUCAGGCUGUAAACAUGUUUAUUUGUGCUGUUAAGUUGGGCAUUUUAACAUGGAGGUCUACUGGGACUGAUUUUGUCUCGGAGCCGGACUCUAGUGGCCAUUAGAGGAACUGCAGUUCUUGUCAUUUUGCGUUAGCUUUGUGUUUCAGCCAUGGAGGCUGCUGCUUGGCUAUAACAGUAGACGAUAUUCUUGCUGCUGUUGGCCGUGCGUGUUGUGGAUUAUCAAGGAUAACAUGGGCACAUGUUGCUGUUGAAAUUUUUGAUUCCAUUUUUCAGUGCUGUGAGACCACAUAUAAAAUUUCAUUGAACUUCAUUGUAUUAGGGUGAAUUAAAAUCUUUAUGGCUAGAUACCACUUGACUACACUGAUCAUUUAAUCCAAUAGAUGAACAUGAAAUAUCAUGCCCAUAUCAGGUGUGAGGUAUUCACAUGGCAGCAACUACUGUACUGUUUAACUAAUGUAAUUUGAGAACUAUAUCAAAAAAGUAAUAUCUGUUGAAAAUUAAGUCCACAGUUCCAUAGAGUUGUCACAGUUCCUGUCUAGACCAGCCCACCUGGAGCUGGUUUGGAUUGACCCUCAAGCAGGCUGGACAUUUGUCAACCUGAUGUCUGUCCAUCCUGUCAAAAAAUUGACUUCUCUGCUCACCCUCAUUACACUGACCUACAACUUUACAAAUGGCAGAUUCACACAGGAAUUGAUCUUAAUCAGUUCAGACAGGAGGCGAGUUUGGGCUUGGAGAUGAGGCCCCAGUCAGGCCAUAUUAGUAUCACAGAAACCCGAAAAGGGUUUGCCAGCUUGCCCCGAGCCCACCAUGACCCACAUUCCUCUGUCCUUCCUCUGUCUGAUUGUUUUUUAGGUGUGUGGAAUCAUUUUCAAGGUGCCAGAAGUUUCCUUGGCCACACACGUCCAUGAUACCACUGUCUGAAUAUUAACUUCUUACGUGUUUCUGUUCUGUUAAAAGGGUGACUUUAGAGAAGAGCAAUGGAGAGCAAGCCUUGUCACGACUACAGUG